AUGGCGGCAUCUACGUACAAUGGCUACAUUAGGGAGUUUAACCCUAAAGAGUGUAACUGGACCAUUUACAAAGAGAGGCUGUUUCAGUUUUUCAUUGUAAACAAUGUGGACAAACAAGAGAUAAAAAGGGCGUUAUUGUUAAACGCCUGCAACGAAGAGAGUUAUCAGUUAAUAAGUAAUCUGUGUGUGCCAAAUUCUCCCGAUGCAACGGACUUCAAGGCUUUAAUUGAAUUGUGUGAUAAACAUUUCGCACCACAAAAAGCGUUGUUUCCAGAACGUUUUAAGUUUUAUCACGCAAAUCGAAACGUGGACGAAACCAUCAUGGACUGGGCGGCUAGGGUAAAAAACUUAGCGUCCAAAUGUAAAUUUGGAUCUGAAUUAAGUGUUGCGAUGCGUGAUAAGUUUAUAGUUGGCAUGGAGGAUAAAGCAAUUUUGAAUCGUCUAUUUGAGGAAGACGUGAGUACAUUAACGUUAGAUAAAGCAAUUGAUAUCGCGUUAAGUAAGGAAGCAGUAUUAAAGAACUAUGAGGCAAGUGCUAAUACGGUAAUUAAACAAGAACCCAUGGAGGUGUACAAAACUUCUCAGCAAUGGGCGACCGACAAGCGUAAGGGGAGCAGUAGCAGCAGCAGUAACCAGAGAGCAGAGGCUGGAUCUGCAGGAGCAUCCCGUGCGGCGUCCAGAAGAGGAGGGCGCAGCAGCGGUCCACAAGGGAAAGUUGGUCAGGACGCUCAAUGUGCUGUAUGUGGUAAAAAUCACGGUCAAAGUAAGUGUCGUUAUCGUUAUUAUACCUGUAACAAAUGUGGGGUGAAAGGUCAUUUAAUGGCCAUGUGCAAUUCUACGAAAUCGCGCAAACAAUUCUUUAUUGAGGACGAUUUGAAUGACGAUUGUAUUUAUAGUAUUAAAGGGGAAAAUAAUCCUAUUUUUGUCAGCGUAAAAAUUGCAAAUUUGUCCUUCACUUUCGAAAUUGAUACCGGUGCUAGCGUAUCAGUUAUUUCUUUUGAUUAUAUGCGCAAAUAUUUUCAUAGUUAUAGGUUAAUUAAGUGCAAUAACGUUUUUAAGAAUUAUACGGGAGGAAAAAUGAUUCCUUUAGGUUAUAUUGUUGUACCAAUUGAAUAUAAGGGUGUAAUGAAGGAUGUUAAAUUGUUCGUCUUAAGGGACGGAGGGCCUCCUUUAUUAGGCAGGGAUUUUUUCUAUAAGUAUGAAUUGUGUAUAAACAGCAUAAGAAUGGAAGGUUUAGAAAUGGAAAUUUUUAGGGAAUGUGAGAAGGUGUUUGCAAACACAUUAGGUAAAUUUACUAAAGGCAAAAUAAAAUUGAAUUUAAAAGAGGCUGCCAUUCCAAAAUUUCAGAAGGCUAGAGUUUUACCUUUCGCAAUGCGGGAAAAAGUAGAAAAAGAAAUUGCGAGGUUAGUCGAUAUAGGAGUUUUGGUUAAAGUAGAUUACAGCGAAUGGGGAACGCCCGUAGUUCCAAUUUUGAAAAAAGACGGAUCCAUUAGACUUUGUGGUGACUAUAAAGUCACUCUCAACCCAUCUUUGCAAGAGGAACCUUAUCCUAUACCACGAGUAGAAAAACUGUUUGCUAAGUUGUGUAAUGGUAAACAAUUUUCAAAAAUUGAUCUUUCGCAGGCCUACUCUCAAAUCGAGUUAGAUUCAGAAUCUCAAAUGUUGACAACCAUUAGUACCCAUAAGGGAUUAUUUAAAUAUACAAGGUUGCCAUUUGGAGUCAGUUCCGCUCCCAAAAAGUUUCAAAAAAUUAUGGAGAGAGUUUUGCAAGGUACAGAUGGGGUAGUAUGUUUUUAUGAUGAUGUACUAGUCACUGGGUCUACAAAAGAGGAACAUGUUCGGAGAUUAAAAGAUACUUUAAAGCGUUUAGGAGAUUGCGGUUUAACCGUACGAAAAGACAAAUGUAGUUUUUUUCAGGAGAGUAUUGAAUAUUUAGGAUAUCGUAUAGAUAAACACGGGUUGCAUACGUGUCCUAAAAAUAUUAAAGCUAUUCAGGAAGCGCCACGUCCUAUAAAUGUGACGCAAUUACAGGGUUUUCUCGGGAUGAUAAACUAUUAUAAUAAAUUUAUACCGAGUGCGGCAACGGUAUUAAGACCGUUAUACGAUCUAUUAAAAAAGGGGGUCAUUUUUCAGUGGAAUGCCGCAUGUGAAGAUGCAUUUAAAAGGGUUAAAGACAUUUUAACUUCUGCGGAGGUACUGAUACAUUUUGAUUCAAGCUUACCCAUCAGGUUAACGGUGGAUGCCUCUCAAUAUGGAGUGGGAGCCCAUAUGCUUCCCAAACUUUAUCAGAACAUCAAAUUCGAUAUUCGCAAAUGGAAAAGGAAGCAUACGCUAUAA
Messenger RNA from Photinus pyralis (common eastern firefly), 2337 nucleotides. RefSeq lists its product as uncharacterized. Lineage: Eukaryota; Metazoa; Arthropoda; Insecta; Coleoptera; Lampyridae. The record is from RefSeq and is a predicted model, not a curated record. Bases 1 to 2337 code for a protein of 778 amino acids. The transcript is spliced from 2 exons.